Molecule: messenger RNA, 817 nt
Organism: Aspergillus homomorphus CBS 101889
Lineage: Eukaryota; Fungi; Ascomycota; Eurotiomycetes; Eurotiales; Aspergillaceae
Product: 60S ribosomal protein eL15
Exons: 4
Coding region: 20-631 (203 amino acids)
Biological process (GO): cytoplasmic translation
Cellular component (GO): ribosome; cytosolic large ribosomal subunit
Molecular function (GO): RNA binding; structural constituent of ribosome
Source: RefSeq, a predicted model, not a curated record
UUUUUUUCACUUCGUCCAGAUGGGUGCCCUCAAGUACGUGGAAGAGAUCCAGAAGAAGAAGCAGUCCGACGUGAUUCGCUUCCUGCUGCGUGUCCGUUGCUGGGAGCUCCGUCAACUGAACGCUAUCCACCGUGCUUCCCGUCCUUCUCGCCCCGACAAGGCUCGUCGUCUCGGCUACAAGGCCAAGCAGGGCUAUGUUGUCUACCGUAUCCGCGUGAGACGCGGUGGCCGCAAGCGCCCCGUCCCCAAGGGUGCCACCUACGGCAAGCCCACCAACCAGGGUGUCAACCAGCUCAAGUACCAGCGCGCUCUCCGUGCUACCGCUGAGGAGCGUGUUGGCCGCCGCUGCGCCAACCUGCGUGUCCUGAACUCCUACUGGAUCAACCAGGACUCCACCUACAAGUACUUCGAGGUCAUCCUCGUCGACCCCCAGCACAAGGCCAUCCGCCGCGAUGCCCGCAUCAACUGGAUCUGUAACCCCGUCCACAAGCACCGCGAGUCCCGUGGUCUCACCUCCACCGGCAAGAAGUCCCGUGGUAUCAACAAGGGCCACCGCUACAACAACACCAAGGCCGGCCGUCGCCACACCUGGAAGCUCCAGAACACCCAGAGCUACUGGCGCUACCGCUAGAUGUAGCCCGGGGGCUACUGAGCGGGGGUGUAGGUUCUGGUGGUGGAAAACGCAUAGGCUCGUGGAUGUUGUGUCUAUUAAAAUCGUUCCUCUCGUGUGCAGGUCUAUCAUGAAUAUGAACUGUCUUGGGGCGAGUAUAAUGCAACAGAUCUUCAUGGUCGGAUGUUAGCAAAAAUUCUUUCUUCU